Messenger RNA from Hypoxylon fragiforme, 2274 nucleotides. RefSeq names its product MFS general substrate transporter. Bases 1 to 2274 code for a protein of 757 amino acids. Gene Ontology annotation, biological process: transmembrane transport. The record is from RefSeq and is a predicted model, not a curated record. The transcript is spliced from 5 exons. Gene Ontology annotation, molecular function: transmembrane transporter activity. Lineage: Eukaryota; Fungi; Ascomycota; Sordariomycetes; Xylariales; Hypoxylaceae.
AUGGACGGGCCAUCAGAGACAGAGCCGCCGAAAGGGCUGCGCAAAGUGCUCUUCCGGAGGAGACCUGACCGGGAUGAAGAGUACCGGAACAACGAGAAGUUGAAAUGGAACAUGGGGAUGCUGAACGACAAGGAGACUAUAGCCGUACCUGGCUCCGUCCUCCUCCUCGCCCAGCGGAACGAGCCCCUAGGUCUCCGGAACACCCCAGCCAGGACAUCCCAUUCCUCUCUCCCCACCGGCAUAUUCCAAGAAACGCCGGCUGCAACGGCGGCAAGGGAGGAGGAUGACAAGAAGAAGACGAAGGACGGGAAGAUCAUUUUGGAGCCGCAGCCGGAUGACUCGCACAACGACCCGCUGAACUGGCCGUCCUGGCGCCGGGACACGGCGUUGCUUUGUCUGGGCGUCUACUGUAUGAUUGGAGGUGGAAUUACGCCUUUGAUCGCGGCGGGAUUCACGGAUGUUGCUGCUGAGUAUAACAUCAACGUUGCCCAGGUGUCACUAACCACCGGUCUAUACAUGAUGGGCCUCGGCAUCGGCUCCGUCAUAUUCUCACCCACCGCCAUCUUAUACGGGAAACGCCCCGUCUACCUAUACAGCGCCAUACUGUUCAUCAUAUCGGCCGUGUGGUGUGCUCUUGCGCCCAACUUCACCACGCUUAUUCUCGGCCGAAUCUUCCAGGGCAUCGCGGUGAGCCCCGUCGAGUGCCUCCCUUCGGCUUCUAUCGCGGAGAUAUACUACCUGCAUGAUCGCGCGUGGCGGCUGGGGAUUUAUACCCUUUUACUACUCAGUGGAAAGAACCUGAUCCCCCUCGUAAGUGCUGCUAUCAUCCAGCGACUUGGGUGGCGCUGGGUGUUCUGGAUCGUUGCCAUGGUCGUAGCCUUCUGCGGCUCCUUGCUAUUCUUCUUCGUCCCCGAAACCUUUUGGGAUAGAUCUCCGGUGCCAAGGUCGCGCCAUGUCAAGCGGCCUAGUAUUUUCAGUCGAAGGUCUUCAGCUAGACCCGUCUCUAGGGCUCAGAUAAAAGAAGCCGCCGACGCUAAUAACGAGAAGAAUACGGAAAAGGCUGGGGAGGGGGCGCCCCAGGAGAGUCACGAUGAGGCCAAGCCACGACGCAAGAGAUCCCAUAUCGGAUUUGCGGCGAGCCCUGAGGGAGAAGCAGCGUCUGAUUCGAAACAUCUUACCGAUUCGUUGCCGGCAUCUCCCGUAGAUAAAGCCUCUUCAGAUCAAGUUGGCAGCGAGGAUAAACCCGAACAGCAGACAUCUUCUCCUACCGAACCCCGCCCGAACGUAAGCCGCUCGCAUUCGAACAGCAGCGCAUGGUCGCCGGCACGCCACCCCGGUUCCCCCUACGACGCACAUCGUUCAGACGACCACAUCCGGGCCUCGGAAGGAGGGCAGCCAUCCCACGCACCCCCGGGAACCGCCGCCACCCGCUCCGACACCGAAAGCGAAAAGCUCGGGUCCUUCUCCAACCUGCCCCGCGUAACCAGCGGCCAAGCCUACACCGACGCGCUGCGCAACGCAUCCCCCAAAUCCUUCGCGCAGCAGCUGCGCGUGCACCACGGGCGGAUCAACCAGGACAGGUGGUGGAAGGCCGCGGUGCGCCCCUUCAUCCUGUUCUCGUACCCGGCGGUGCUGUGGUCGGCGGCGAUCUACGCGUGCUCGGUGGGCUGGCUGAUCGUGAUCUCGGAGUCCGUCGCCGUCAUUUUCCGGCAGGGGAGCUACCAGUUCAGCGCGCUCGGCACGGGGCUGGUGUACCUGUCGCCGUUCAUCGGCGGGGUGCUCGGCACGGCGGUCGCGGGGAAGGUGAGCGACGUGAUCGUGCGCGGGAUGGCGCGGCGGAACGGCGGGCUGUACGAGCCGGAGUUCCGGCUCGUGAUGGCGGCGCCGGUGGCGGUCACGACGGUGGUCGGGCUCAUGGGGUUCGGGUGGUCGGCGGAGGUGCAGGAUGCGUGGAUCGUGCCGACGGUCUUCUUCGGGAUCGUCUCGUUCGGGUGCUCGCUGGGGUCGACGACGUCGAUCACGUUCUGCGUGGACAGCUAUCGGCAGUACGCGGGCGAGGCGCUGGUGACGCUCAACUUCAGCAAGAACAUCUUCCACGGGCUCGUGUUCAGCACGUUUGUCACGGAGUGGCUCGCGCAUGCCGGGUCCAAGAUGGUGUUCAUCUGGAUCGGCGUCAUUCAGCUGAUCGUGGUGCUGACGACGAUCCCGAUGUACAUCUAUGGCAAGAGGGCGAGGAUGUGGACGGUGAGGAUGAAUCUGAUGGAGAAGUACUAG